AUGGGAAAUAAAAAGCUUCAUAAGGAAAACAGCCCGGAAUCAGAAAUCUUAUACGAAUCUAGUUCGGAAUCAGAAUCAAAAUCGGAAUCGAAAAUAGAAUUAAACCCGGAAGGCACUCAAAUUCUUGAUUCUGAUUCUAGGCCAAGAGAUGACAAGAAAAGAAAAAGGUCAAAUGAACGACGAUACCAAUAUGUAUCUGAAAUGACCAAAGAUUUGAGAGAAGCAUUAAGGAGAGAUCUAUUCUGGAAUCUGGCAAGAAUGCCUCAGGAAACUCAAUUAGAUAUCGAAAAAACGUUUGAGUUUCAAAAGGAUCUUGUAGUUAAAACGAUUGUGCCAAAUUUAAUGAAAACAUUGGAUCUUGACACCUACCCCAUAGGGGAAGGUGUUAUAUACGAGAUGAUUUAUCAGCGGCACCGCCACAAAAGGGACAAUCUUCGGGUCAAAAAUAAAUCAGAAAAUGAUAUAAAUAAAGAAACAGGACGGAAACACCAAAAUUUACGACGAUCUGAGAAAAGAAAAAAAAGAUCAAAGACCAUCAACAAUUUAAGAAACCUUAAUGAUCCGUUGAUUCAAAAGUUCAGUAACGAAGAAUUGCGGCCAAUAAUCACAGAAAAUGGAUAUCAUAGCCUGGAAAUUUCAGAAAGCGAGGAUGGGCAAAACAUAAUCGUCGUGUGUAACCUGCAAUGGUGCUCCAGUACUCUGCGCAGAUUUUUGUACUAUGUUGACAGUAAUACAACAAAAGGCGACAAAAAGCGUGAACGGAUGUACAAGCCUAGUGAGUACGUUGAAGAAACGGUGCCAAAUAGCACGCCUAGUUGGACGAAAUCAGGCUAUGAUGGGCCAUUAAAAAAUCCAGUUAUCAAGGCGAUUAGUAAAUUACAAAAUAAAUAA
Molecule: messenger RNA, 891 nt
Organism: Rhizophagus irregularis DAOM 181602=DAOM 197198
Lineage: Eukaryota; Fungi; Glomeromycota; Glomeromycetes; Glomerales; Glomeraceae
Source: RefSeq, a predicted model, not a curated record